GAAUUUUUUCCACUUGUGUGAGAGAGGUUAAUUGAAUUUUUAUUUUCUGCUUAAAACUAAAACGAAUUUCCCCAAGUUUGUUAACAAAAGUGAAACAUCAAACAUGGCGGGCGGCAACACUCCGCGUGUUAUACAGGUGACCAAUAUUGCGCCGCAGGCCACCAAGGACCAGAUGCAAACGUUGUUCGGCAACAUUGGCAAAAUCGAGGAGAUUCGACUGUACCCCACCAUCCGAGAUGUCUCUUGCCCAGUGCAGUCGCGCAUCUGCUACGUCAAAUACACCGAGAGUAGCAGUGUGCCCGUGGCCCAGCAUUUGACCAACACCGUUUUCAUUGACCGGGCGCUCAUCGUCAUACCGGUGCUGGCCAUUCCCGAGGAGUAUCGUGCUUUGGAGAUGCUUAAGAACGGCACCAUAGUGCCGGGAUUGCAGAAGCCGGACUCUAAGCUGCCGCCUGAGGUAAUCAAUCGCAUCGAGGGACAACUGCCCCAGCAAGUCAUCAAGACGUACGACCCGAAGCUGGUCGAGUUUAAUCUGCCUGAAUAUCCGGCCCUCCCUUCGUUCUAUGAUGCGCGCAAGAUUGAGGAGAUCCGUCGCACCAUCAUUGUGUGCGACGUGCGAAAUGAAUGGCGCUUGGACGAUCUAAUGGAGUGCUUCCAGCGCGCAGGCGAGGUAAAAUAUGCGCGCUGGGCUGAGAAGGAUAACAAGACGUACUGCAUGAUUGAGUUCUGUGAGCAGACGAGCGUCAUACAUGCGCUGCGUAUGCAGGGCCAAGAGUUCAAGGGCGGACAUUUGAAUGUGUAUCACUCUACCUACUCCAUAACGAAGCCCGAGGCCAAGUCCAAUGAGGCAGCCCAGGCAGAGAUUGAGGAGGCCAUGACGAUUGUGAAGGAAGCACAGAGCAUGAUAUCGGCUGCCAUCGAUCCUGUCAUUGGCAUGUUGGCCAAGGACAAGCGGCGACGCUCUCGCUCACACUCUCGUUCUCGUGAAAGACGCACCACCAGUCGUUCCCGUUCUCAUCGCUCCAGCUCUCGUCGGCGACGCCGUUCGGGCACACGAGAGCGCCGUAGCGUAUCUAGGUCUCGGCGCUCGCGCUCUCGCGGCAAACACUCAUCACGAUCGCGCAGCAAGCGCUCUCGUUCGCGCCAUCGGCGCAGCAGCUCACGCUCGCGCCGCUCACGUUCUCGUGGUGGCAAGCACUCACGGUCAUCGAGGUCGCGGGGUAAGCGCUCCAGAUCUCGCCAUCGCCGCAGUACAUCGCGCUCACGUCGCUCUCGAUCGCAUGGUGUAAGCGGAGGACUCGGCAGCGGCAGUGCUGCCGUCUCCAUCAGCAGCGGCAACGGCAAGCGCUCCAGAUCUCGCGAGCGCAGUAAGAAGUCACAUCGCGCCCGUUCGCCACGCUCGCACAGCAAACGCAGCUCCCCAUCGCCCCCACCUGUGCCCAGCAAGUCGCGUUCCAGUCGCAGCAAAGAUGUGGCCAGCAUCUCAACCAAGUCAUCGUCGUCGUCCUCUUCGAGACGACGCUCCCGCACCCCGGACGCACGCAAACUGAAGGCCAUUACGGAGGAUGUCGAGGCAAAGACCUCCCGUAAAUCGGUCAGCGUUGAGAAAUCCGACAACAUGGAUAUAUCUAAUUCACCAUGAAUGAUGAAACGAUCCUAUCAUAUGCACACAUUUUGAUUAACA
Messenger RNA from Drosophila navojoa, 1684 nucleotides. It is a transcript of the gene Srp54, whose product is annotated as splicing regulatory protein 54. The record is from RefSeq and is a predicted model, not a curated record. Gene Ontology annotation, molecular function: RNA binding. Gene Ontology annotation, cellular component: nucleoplasm. Lineage: Eukaryota; Metazoa; Arthropoda; Insecta; Diptera; Drosophilidae.